Messenger RNA from Pseudocercospora fijiensis CIRAD86, 1800 nucleotides. RefSeq lists its product as uncharacterized. Gene Ontology annotation, cellular component: mitochondrion. The record is from RefSeq and is a predicted model, not a curated record. Gene Ontology annotation, molecular function: structural constituent of ribosome. NCBI's taxonomy places the organism in Eukaryota, Fungi, Ascomycota, Dothideomycetes, Mycosphaerellales, Mycosphaerellaceae. The transcript is spliced from 2 exons. Bases 8 to 553 code for a protein of 181 amino acids.
CGCAAACAUGGUCUCGUUAUCGCAGCGAAUGCGCAAACUGCAGACGCGCCUGCUGGAAAUACGCAUAGGCUCCGGCGCCCUCAUAUUACCGAAAGAAGUGAAACGAAUAAAUAUGCGAUUUGCGCCGCGGAUGAACCAAGGCCAUAUGGGACCAAAAAAAUUCUGGCGCCACGAACUCGUCCGUCUAAAAUACCACAAUCCAUCCGUAUCCAUGACAGUAGACCGAACAGCCCUCCAAGAGGAUCCAGCCGUAAUGUCAAUACACUUCUCAAAUUCGUCACCCUCCUCCUCAGAACCUCCUGAAGAAAGGAUAGAAACUAUCGACAUGAAAAACUACACAUCCUCGGAAAUCCUCGAUGCCGUGGUACGACUGACAAAAGCUUAUCCUGUGGAACCUACGCCCAAGGAUUUGGAAGAGAUGCGGAAAUUGGAGGAACAGAGGGCGAGGAGUGAAAAGGAUAGUAAAUUGAGUCAGGAGGUUCGGGCUAGGGCCAAGAGGGAAAAGCAGUUGCUUGGGCAGGCUAGGGGUGAAGUUGCUUCCCAGGAGGUAUGAGAAGGGACUUUGUGAAAGGAAUUAGGACUGGAAGACGACGCUACAGCUGCUACGUUGUGCGGGAAUGGAUGGCAUGGAAACGAGGUGCACGAAACGCAGGGUUGGUCAGGCUCAUGAGAUGAUUCGCUCUGCAGCGCAGCGAGGAAUGGGAGAGGAAUGAUAACUGAGCAUGGCGAGAAGGAAAGGUGUAUCAUGCUGUACAGUAUUCGCAUCGCUCAGAGGCUCACGGCCAUGCUACGCCUCAAUGGCCAUACCCUGCCACCAGGCCAUGCAACCCAGCACGAAGACGAUCACCAUCACAUCAACAAAGAUGGUCCUCGCAAUCGUCAAAUACCUUCCCAAAACGCGAAUGUAAUUCGCAUAAGGCUCCGGAAUAAAGCCGCUAUUCGCAACAGUCGCAAGCAUCCCUCCACCUUGCAACUGUCCCUUCUCCACAAAAUACCGCGUCGACUGCAACACCAGUUCCGCAGACGUAAAGAUAAUGAAAAGUCUCGGUCCAAGUCCAUACCCAGUUUCUUCCGUAUACACAUUCUGAGACCUCGCGAGUUUCGUACCGUUGAAGGUCGAAGAUAGACAGAUAUAUAUAGCCAAUCCGAAAGCGAAAAUCGCAUGUACGAUUCUCCAGAUGUAGGCGGAAGAUGUCGCUGGUUCGGUAGGUUCUUGCUUGGCUCCGGCUCCUGCUGCGCCCAUCAUGGCUUUGAGCAUAGGUGGGAGAUCCUGAGGAUCAUUUGGGUCUCCUCCCAUACCUCCCAUCAUUUGUUGCAUCAUUUUCAUCAAAGGGUCAUCAUUCGCUCCUCCUCCUUGUGCUUGACGUUCUUGCUCCAUUUGGAGCAUAGCAGCGGCUAAUGGAUUUUCUUGAGGAUUUGGAGGUCGGCCUGUGGUGGGCGUGGCUGCGAAACUGUUGUCUCGACUGAUGUCGACUUCUUCUGGAUCGUCGGCCAUGCUGGCAGGCUUGGGUGCAUUGGUUGCUAUAUAACGAAUGUGUCAGUCGGUGACACUGCGGUUGCGCGACAGUCCUUCUUACGUCCUCCGAGCACUUCAUCGGGCGGUGCGACACCUCCAUUCAGUGCCUUUAUCUUUGCCAGUCUGUCUUCGCCUUGCUCUGCCAUCUUUUUCUGUCGCUUUUCGCGGCGCAAACGCGCCUGACGCUGAUUUGACGUCUCGCCUUCGGGACCAUCACUGCUGGUGGUAGCCGCAGUGUCCGCCAUGACUUGCUGCGGGACUUUCGAGGUCUGUGGAAGAAGUGG